AUGGCUCGUCUGUCAUUCUCUCUAGCGCUGGCUGCCAUGACUGUCAUGCUCUUCGGCAUGGAAACCGAAGCUAUAUUUAAUCAUAGGAUGGACGGAGGCGAGGCGGAGGUGCGCGCCACGUAUCACUUAUACUUGCCUGAAACGAUCAAAUGGGAUUUGGGCGCGGUCAAUGCUUACUGCACCACCUGGGACGAGAACAUGCCGUUCGAGUGGCGUCAUAGGUAUGGCUGGACCGCUUUCUGCGGCCCGGUUGGACCGGUUGGUCGAGCUUCUUGCGGCAGAUGCCUCCAUUUAACUAAUGUUGAUACCGGGGAAACAACGACGGCGAGGAUUGUGGAUCAGUGCGACAACGGAGGGCUUGAUUUGGAUAGGCAUGUGUUCAGGGCGUUGGAUUCGGAUGGCAGGGGCGUAUUUCAAGGGCAUCUUAGGGUAAGGUAUAAGUUCGUGAGCUGCUAA
Messenger RNA from Phalaenopsis equestris, 456 nucleotides. RefSeq names its product pathogenesis-related protein PR-4. The coding region runs from base 1 to 456 and encodes 151 amino acids. The transcript is spliced from 2 exons. Gene Ontology annotation, biological process: defense response to fungus; defense response to bacterium. The record is from RefSeq and is a predicted model, not a curated record. NCBI's taxonomy places the organism in Eukaryota, Viridiplantae, Streptophyta, Magnoliopsida, Asparagales, Orchidaceae. Gene Ontology annotation, molecular function: RNA nuclease activity.